Messenger RNA from Theobroma cacao (cacao), 2060 nucleotides. RefSeq names its product 2-oxoglutarate-dependent dioxygenase family protein. Gene Ontology annotation, cellular component: cytoplasm. NCBI's taxonomy places the organism in Eukaryota, Viridiplantae, Streptophyta, Magnoliopsida, Malvales, Malvaceae. Gene Ontology annotation, molecular function: ferrous iron binding; oxidative RNA demethylase activity; broad specificity oxidative DNA demethylase activity. Gene Ontology annotation, biological process: oxidative RNA demethylation. The record is from RefSeq and is a predicted model, not a curated record.
GAACUAAAAAGUCUCUAACUUUCCUUUUCUCGACCUUAAAAAUCUCCUCUUCUCCAGUUCUGCUGCUUGUCCUCGUCCUCACUCUAAUAAAAAAAUUACUACUUAAAAUCAAAAGGAAAAAAAAUCACAUAAAUCCACCCGAUAAAUUUACCACCAUAAUCCUAACCUUUCCUCCCCGUUUGAUCCGCCGGCGACCAUGAAUCGCGGCCGCGGUCGAACCACCAAUGGCUAUUCAGGUCGCGGAGGACGAUCCUGGCGUCGCGGAGGUUAUUUUGAUCACGGUCGCAGCCCCGUCGGAGCUGAAAGGCAUUCUGGUGAAGAUUCUUGUUACUAUCAGGAUGAUGGAAUGUCCCAAAGCCGUGGUAGACAUUUGCAGAAGAUGUCUCCGGCCAGUGGGUCAAGUUAUUCUGAGCAUGACAGUACCGCUGCUUUUGGAUAUAAGCCAAAAAAGCCUUUUCCUGAUGGCACCGGACUAAAAUGGCAAAAUGAUCCUCCUCAAGCCAGUGACACUUCAGGUGCAGUCCUUAAGGAUGAUUUUCCCUCAUUGUCUUGUCAAUUGGAUUCUAAAGGCUCACAGCCUUAUGCGGGAAGAACACAGGUUGAACCAUUACCGGUUGAGGAGACAGAGAGUUGUGCAUCUAUACUGCAUCAUGAUUUCUCUCGCAGGGUGAACUUCUCCUGCCCGCAAGACGAGUCUGAACCAUCUGAAUCAUCCCAAAAAAUGAGUCCCCAAAAUAGUGCAGGUUUUGGUGAUUCUGUUCACACUGAGUGCCAGGUUGUGGUUGAUCCUUUUGAUAUUUGCCUGUCCAAAGCCGGAACACCUGUCAUGCUGAAACCAUCUUUGCUUGUAAAGAAUAGAGAAAAGAGGAAUGAAAUCAAACGAUCAAUGGAAGGCCAAAAUGGAAUUGUAUUGAGAUCUGGGAUGGUGCUUCUAAAGAAAUAUCUGUCUUUAAGUGAUCAGGUUAAAAUUGUAAAGGCUUGCCGAGAGCUUGGUUUUGGUUCUGGAGGUUUCUACCAACCAGGUUACCGUGAUGGGGCAAAACUGCAUUUGAAAAUGAUGUGCCUUGGUAAAAAUUGGGACCCAGAGACAGGAAAUUAUGAAGAUCUUCGACCAAUUGACUGUGCUGUUCCCCCACAUAUUCCUCGUGAAUUCUAUUUGUUGGUUGAAAAGGCAAUAAAAGAUUCACAUGCCCUUCUGCAACAAAAGGCUAUAGCAAGCCAUGUAGAAGACAUUCUCCCAUGGAUGUCACCAAAUAUAUGUAUUGUGAAUUUCUACUCAGCAAGUGGUCGACUUGGUCUCCAUCAGGAUCGAGAUGAAAGUCCAGAAAGUCUACAUAAAAGAUUACCUGUGGUAUCCUUUUCCAUAGGAGAUUCAGCUGAAUUUUUAUACGGUGACCAAAGGGAUGUGGACAAAGCAGAAAAGGUUGAACUUGAAUCUGGGGAUGUGCUGAUAUUUGGUGGGAACUCUAGACACAUCUUUCAUGGUGUGACUGCUAUUAAGCAAAAUACUGCACCUAGGGCUCUCGUGGAUGAAACAAAUCUCCGUCCAGGGCGUCUAAAUCUGACUUUCAGAGAGUAUUAGAAUCCUGUAUAGACAUUUGGAGCUGGUUUUAUAGAUAUGGCUUUUACCCCGGAUUUCAUUGUGAAGCUGGAUAAAUACUAUGGAUUGCACAUGCAGUAGUAUUACAUAGUUCAGUAAGAUACGGGCUUUUAUGAGAGUGAUUCUUUUAAUCUAAAGAGAAGAUAAGAUUAAGGUUAUAUACUAUGUGUCUUUUGUAUCAACUUGUGCUUAUCAGUGAAAGAGACACUCUUCAAAUAGACGAGAUAGAUUUGGAUUUCAUAUGAAGUGGCAUGACCAGCACCAGCCUAUAGAUUUUAGUACAAGAAAAGCGUGUAAGAUAGAGUUUUGAAUUUCAACAAUUGUACUUGAUGAGAUUUUUUGUUUCCUUAGAACUCUCAGCUUGUACUAGUCGCUGCUAGAUAGGGUAGAACCAAUCAGUGGAAGGAGUUGGAGAAGAUACUCUAAUGCCAGACAUUUCAAGGAGAAUUGCUUUGUUUUA